ACUGUUGUGACUUCUAGCCUUACCUACCUUUUUCUUGUACCAGUUAACUGUAAUUUAACCAUUACUAAUUCACUGGAUGGCAAUUUCGCCUCAGGUGCUCGAAAGCGUGUUGUUUAUUUCUGUUAUUAAUAAGGGAUUAUGGCCGCUGCGGUGCUACAGACGCGGAUAACCGCCAUAUUGGACGUGUUAACGAAGGCAGCAGUGGCGGAGAUCAGUCAGCUCAUUCAGGACGACAGCGCUGUUUAUCACCGGGAGAUGAAACGGAGGGAGGAUGAGAUUGAGGGACUGAAGAAACGGCUACAGGUCACCGAGAAAGAGCUGAAGAAAGUGCAGGCUAACGCGUUAGCCAGGUGUUCAGUCGGUGUGCAGGCCGAAAUCCUGCCUACAGAUUUGUUGACAUGCAGAAAAGAAUCAUUAGCUGGGAACCGUAUGGAAAUGAGUUCAGUGCAAGAGCUUGAAGAAGAGAAACCACAGCUUCCUGAAAAAACAUUUGCAUCUUCACACCAUGUCACAAAAGAGCCCAGAGCUCCACCUGAGCCAGGAAAGCAAAGAGAUCCGAGGUGCGAUGAAGACGAGUUCAGUAGCCUGGAAUUUGAGAUGAAAAUCGAGCAGGUGGAAGAGCUUGUGGAUCAGGAACUGAGUCUUCCACGGGCAGAUUACAGUAUGGCAGAUGCAAGCGUGAGCUCUGAACACAAAACGGACCCGAGAGACGUGCAUCUGUGGCCGUCCCUUGAAGGCAACUCGGCAAAUGACUUCUCCGUCCCUGACGGCUGUAUCGGGUUAGAGCAGUAUGAACAAGUUCCUACAGACCAGUGUCUGGCCCAGCUGAUGAAGGAUCCCCCGAACUUGCACCCUGACAACGCAUCCAAUAAACACGUUGAUUCGUUUGCUUCUGCACAUGUCAGGAUUGACAGAGAAAUGCACUUUGAGAGCAGCAUUGCAAAAGGUUCUGAAUAUGGACAGAUUAGAGACAAUCUGGGUCACAUCAAAGCAUCGAGGCCAUUAAACAGCAGCAAGCACAGACAGACUUUCAGUGCGGUGCCACACUCGCAUGCACAUUUAUCCACAAAUACUUUCUCAUUGCCGGACAUGACGCCUGUGAGGCAAAACGCACAGGCGAGCCACGUCGGAUCGAAGCCUUUUCGUUGUGAGGAAUGCGGUAAAGGCUUUACCCAGAGGAUGAGACUGAUCACACACAAACGAAUACACACGGGUGAGAAGCCAUACCAUUGCCAACUUUGUGGCAAGAUGUUUUCAAGGCAGGAUAACUGCCUCAGACACGUACGUCUACACAGUGCACAAGGGUGGUAAAGAGUCUGCUUUGAUCAUCGGACUGUUUUUCUAAUGCUUAUAAGUACUGUGCAUAGAAUACCACAUUACUUCCUGUGCUGUAGAUUAUCACAUGCUAUUACCCUAUAUCUAGUAGUCCCUGGCAUCCUCCAGUGGUUGGCACUGGUACAGUGUUUACCAUAGCCAUAACAAGGCUCUAAUAUUUUCUCUUAUUUUU
This is a messenger RNA of Tachysurus vachellii, 1507 nucleotides long. Its product is annotated as zinc finger protein 184. The record is from RefSeq and is a predicted model, not a curated record. The transcript is spliced from 2 exons. Gene Ontology annotation, cellular component: nucleus. The coding region runs from base 139 to 1311 and encodes 390 amino acids. Lineage: Eukaryota; Metazoa; Chordata; Actinopteri; Siluriformes; Bagridae.